AUGCGAUGCACAGGGGUAAUGGGGGUGGUGCUCACCCUCGUCAGCCUGCUGCAGCUGGCUGUGGCUCUGAGAAUCGCAGCCUUCAACAUCCGGACUUUCGGGGAGACUAAGAUGUCCAACGCCACCAUCUCUAGCUACAUUGUGAAAAUCCUGAGCCGCUAUGACAUCGCUGUUGUCCAAGAGGUCAGAGACACCCACCUGGUGGCUGUUGGGAAGCUACUGGAUGAGCUCAAUCGGGACAAACCUGAUACCUAUCGCUAUGUGGUCAGUGAGCCGCUGGGCCGCAACAGCUACAAGGAACAGUACCUUUUCUUGUACAGGCCUGACCAGGUGUCUGUUCAGGACAGCUAUUACUAUGAUGAUGGCUGUGUGCCCUGUGGGAAUGACACCUUCAGUCGAGAGCCUGCCAUCGUCAAGUUCUUUUCCCCAUUCACUGAGGUCAGAGAGUUUGCAAUCGUGCCCCUGCACGCAGCCCCAGCAGAUGCUGUGACUGAGAUUGAUGCCCUCUAUGAUGUUUACCUGGAUGUCAGACAAAAGUGGGACCUGGAGGACGUCAUGAUGAUGGGAGAUUUCAAUGCUGGCUGCAGCUAUGUUAGUCCCUCCCAGUGGUCUUCCAUCCGCCUCCGGACAAGCCCUGCCUUCCAGUGGCUGAUCCCUGACAGUGCGGACACUACUGCCACAUCCACACACUGUGCCUAUGACAGGAUUGUGGUUGCCGGAGCUCUGCUCCAGGGAGCUGUUGUUUCCAACUCAGCUGGUCCUUUUGACUUCCAAGCAGCAUACAGACUUACCCAGCAGCUGGCUGAAGCCAUCAGUGACCAUUACCCAGUGGAGGUGACACUCAAGAAAACCUGAUGUCAUCAAGCAGCACAGCCAUAUGCUUGUGGUGACAUGUGUGGUGUUGCAGGACUCCAUCGUCCCAGAGCAGACGGAGUGUCUACCAUACGACUAAGAAAUCCGCUUUAAUUGAGGCAAAUAAAGCUGAUCUCAAGCAGUUG
This is a messenger RNA of Phodopus roborovskii (desert hamster), 998 nucleotides long. It is a transcript of the gene Dnase1, whose product is annotated as deoxyribonuclease 1. Gene Ontology annotation, molecular function: DNA nuclease activity. Lineage: Eukaryota; Metazoa; Chordata; Mammalia; Rodentia; Cricetidae. Gene Ontology annotation, cellular component: nucleus. Bases 1 to 855 code for a protein of 284 amino acids. Gene Ontology annotation, biological process: DNA catabolic process. The record is from RefSeq and is a predicted model, not a curated record. The transcript is spliced from 8 exons.